CUCAACCCAACAGUGCCACUAAGGUGAUUAAAAACCCCAGCAACACUGAUAAAGAUGAUAAUGAUGUGAAUAUCAUACCAUUCAUUCAUCACAGUCACUAGAUCUGAACCCAGAUUAAGUAUAUAAUUAUAUAAAUACAGUCCUUAGUUAAAAUACUAAGGGAAUGCCGUUCAUUUUUCCAGUAUAGUUCCAGAGACUGUUAUAAUCUGUGCCAAGGAGCAAAGACGCUUUCCUUUAAGCUUGCGGUGCCCGACCACCUAGCUAAGACACUUAAUGCUGUUUUUUCUUUAAUUAGUCUCUCAUCUGUAUGUAUCUGUAAGUAGUUUCCUAUAUCCGGGGUGUGGUGUGUGGGGUGUCUGUAAAACCAAGCUAGAUGUGUUGUGCUAAAGUAUUGUGCUAUUAUUAAAACACACUACUUCAUCCAGAUGUUUCUUUGAAGUUUCAUUCGUUUCAUUCGCAUAAAUCUUUACUGUGCAACACCAUCCCUUGGCUUGCUGUGAAAAAUCUAAUUAAACCAUAAAACUACACUUUUAUCUCCACUCUCAAAAUUGUGCUUCUUAAGAUUGUUGAGGUUGUCUGUGUACAGCCAUAUAAAGUGUAAAACUUCAGAAUGGAUUCAUGAAGACUGAAAUCAGAUGGAGCUCUUGCAUGAUAGUAUUUUAAGGCAGUCUCUUAUCAGUUACACUACACCCUCAUGAGAACUUGGGUCAUCAUAGGAGAACAUUUUUACAGCCUGCAAUAGCCCGAUGCUACAAGAUACAGAUAUCAAAUUUAAAGAAGAAAAAACACCCAACAGCAUAGUGUAUGUCUCAGGAGGAUAAGAACAAGCUGAAGAAGUGCCAGGAACCAUAAUUUAAUUAUGCAACUUGAUACACUGAUAAUGUUUGGAGCUGAGCCAUGUGGAUUCUCUGUGUCUGUCUGCCUUUUCCUUCUCUUCUUGGUUCUUCUGUACUGGUAUUCCACCUUCCCAUAUUCAGUCUUGCAGCGAUGUGGCAUCCGACACCCCAAACCGACUCCGUUCAUCGGGAACUUGAUGCUGUUUCGACAUGAUUUUUUCAAAGCUCAGAAGGACCUCAUCAACCAGUACGGCCGAGUAUGUGGUUAUUAUCUAGCCAGACUUCCAGUGGUGGUGAUAGCUGACCCAGACAUGCUCAGACAGGUUAUGGUGAAGGAGUUUCAUAACUUCCCAAACAGAGCGAUAUUGAAGACGGUUGUAAAGCCAAUGUCGGACAGUCUGGUCAUGCUGAGGGAUGAACCCUGGAAGCGAGUGCGCAGCAUCUUAACGCCAUCAUUCAGCACAGCCAAGAUGAAAGAGAUGGUCCCUCUUAUCCAUGAAGCUACAGAAACAUUACUGAAGAACCUGAAGAAUUAUGCAGAGACUGGAGAGAGCUUCGACAUCCACAGGUGUUUUGGUUGCUUCACUAUGGAUGUAAUAGCAAGUGUGGCGUUUGGCAUGCACGUGGACUCCCAGAAUAACCCCAAUGACCCAUUUGUGCACUACGCCUCCAAGUUCUUUGCCUUCUCUGUUUUCAAUCCAGUCAUGUUCAUCUUCAUGACUUUCCCGUUCCUGAUUGGGCCGCUUCAUGGUUUGAUGAAAGAUACAGAUAGAAGUGAGAUGAACAAGUUCUUCACCAGCUGUAUUCAGAAACUUAUAAAACAGAGGGAUGAGUUGCCACCCAGUCAGAGGCGGAGAGACUUCCUACAGAUGAUGCUGGAUGUGAGGAGCAGUAAGGAGUGUGUGUCCCUCGAUCACUUUGACGUCGUCAAUCAAGCAGACGAGGAAGUUGUGCUUGACGGAAAGACAGAAAGCUGCCACAAAUUAAAAAGAAUGAUGACGGAGGAUGAGAUCAUAGGCCAGGCCUUCCUCUUCCUCGUCGCUGGCUAUGAAACGAGCAGUAACACGCUCUCGUUCAUUUGCUACCUCCUGGCCAUCCACCAGGACUGUCAGAAGAAAGUACACAGAGAGGUGGACAACUUCUUCAGCAGACACGGCUCAGUAGAUUACACUAACAUCCAGGAGCUGAAGUAUUUAGACAUGGUGGUGUGUGAGGCUCUGAGAAUGUAUCCACCUGCAUUUAGAUAUGCACGGACUAUCGAGCACGACUGUGUGGUGAAUGGACAGUCCCUGCCAAAAGGAGCUACACUAGAGAUCCCAGCAGGCUUCCUGCAUUAUGACCCAGAGCACUGGCAGGAGCCUGAGAAAUUCAUACCUGAAAGGUUUACCCCCGAAGCCAAGGCCAGUCGACACCCUUUUGUGUACAUGCCUUUUGGAGCAGGACCUCGCAGCUGUGUGGGCAUGAGAAUGGCCCAGCUUGAGAUAAGGAUGGCACUGGCCAACAUCUUUAAAUCAUUUAAUGUGGUGGCAUGUCAGGACACUGAGGUUCCUCUUACAUUAAAGUCGAACACCACGCUCGGACCCAAGAAUGGAGUUUUUGUCAAAAUUACCAAGAGAGAGAAUUUUGAUGAUGCUUUCUAAAGUGAUUUGAGAAAAAAAGAAAACUUCUAUGUCAAGAUUAUGAUUUGCAUAAUGUUGUAUACUGAACAGCUUUUAAUAAAGUUUACUGUAUAAAGUA
Messenger RNA from Tachysurus vachellii, 2573 nucleotides. RefSeq names its product thromboxane A synthase 1 (platelet) (gene tbxas1). Bases 860 to 2476 code for a protein of 538 amino acids. Gene Ontology annotation, molecular function: iron ion binding; oxidoreductase activity, acting on paired donors, with incorporation or reduction of molecular oxygen; steroid hydroxylase activity. The record is from RefSeq and is a predicted model, not a curated record. NCBI's taxonomy places the organism in Eukaryota, Metazoa, Chordata, Actinopteri, Siluriformes, Bagridae. The transcript has 14 exons.